Nerophis lumbriciformis (worm pipefish) is the source of this 1056-nucleotide messenger RNA. The record is from RefSeq and is a predicted model, not a curated record. Lineage: Eukaryota; Metazoa; Chordata; Actinopteri; Syngnathiformes; Syngnathidae.
AUGACAGGGCGCGCAAAAAGAAAGCCCAAAUCCAUUCAGGAGUCGGUAGAAGAAAACGGAGGAGUGAAGAAGAAACUGCGUCCAGAUGAUGUCAAGACCACACCCCUAUCCACGGUGUCUUCACAGCAACGUGAAGAGAUGCUGCAACUCUACAAAAUGCAAAUGCCUGAAGACCUGUACCAUUUCUGGGAUUUGUGCAAGGAACUUUGUCCAGACAACCCCUGUGGUGCCUUGAAAAACACUCUUGGAUUGCAACUGGUUGGUCCUUUUGACAUCCUGGCUGGAGCUCACCAAAAUUGCAAAAAUGCUGCUCCUAACUUCCACCUUCACUGGAGGUAUUUCUAUGACCCGCCAGAGUUCCAAACCAUUCUACAAGGCAGUGAGGAAAGUCAGCAUCACAUUGGCUAUUACAGAGAUAAUCCGGACUCUGUUCCCUCAUUUGUUGGGGAGAAUGAAGCUAAGAAAGGCUGCACCAUAUCACAGAUGGGAGACAACGUAUUUGCUGCUGUUCACCUGUUUCUGCUGAGGAAGAAAAAAGAAAAAGGCAAGCAGAAAACAAAGGAUUUCGAAAGUCUGGAGGCAAAGUUGAAUGAGCAAGCAGAGCAUCUAAACUUGUCUCUAGAGCAGAAGACCAAAGGAAUGAAGCAGCGGGACAAGAAGGUCGUCACAAAAACCUUCCACGGUGCUGGUAUUGUUGUUCCUGUUGACAAGAAUGAUGUGGGAUAUAGAGAGCUUCCAGAAACUGAUGCUGCUCUUAAAAAGAUCUGCAAGGCCAUUGCGGAAGCACAGAAUGAUGAGGAACGCGUCACAGCCUUUAGACCACUACAGAAAAUUAUCACGUUUGUGCAGUUUGCCAAUGAUGAAUGUGAUUACGGCAUGGGCUAUGAGCUAGGAGUGGACCUUUUCUGUUUCGGAUCUCAUUACUUCCACAAAGUUGUCAAACAACUUCUACUCAUGGCCUAUGAUUUACUGCAAAGGAAAUUGUUUGGAGAGAUUCUGGAGGCCCAUCUCACCAGCCGUAGCCAUGACAACCUGAACCAGCUCUCAUUUUGUUAA